AUGGGGUCCUCACGCAAGUUCUUCCCGGCUGUCGUCAUCCUACUGCUGCUCGUUGUCAUGGCCACUGAGGUGGCGCCAGCGCUGGCAAGGAACUGCGAGGCGAAGAGCACCAAGUUCCAGGGGAUAUGCCUGACGGAUAAUGAAAACUGCGCCAGCAUGUGCCGGAGUGAGGGUUUCUCCAGCGGUGACUGCAGCCCCUUCCGGCGCCGCUGCAUCUGCACGAAGCCAUGCUAG
Phragmites australis (common reed) is the source of this 234-nucleotide messenger RNA. RefSeq names its product defensin Ec-AMP-D1-like. The transcript is spliced from 2 exons. Gene Ontology annotation, biological process: defense response. The coding region runs from base 1 to 234 and encodes 77 amino acids. The record is from RefSeq and is a predicted model, not a curated record. NCBI's taxonomy places the organism in Eukaryota, Viridiplantae, Streptophyta, Magnoliopsida, Poales, Poaceae.